UGAGAUGUUGUCAUGUGCAUUCAGAUCAUUGAUGAUUGCAGCAGAUGUGUUGAAGUCUAUGCAUCAGAGACAUGGUAACAAACUGAGAGACACUGUUAUGUGUUUAGCCCUUGAUGAUUUUCUUACCAGUCUGCAUGUGUAUUAUACAACUAAUGCUGAAUUGUCUGAGAAGAGUGGAAAUGCUGCUGAAAGUGAGAGUUUUGAGAAAACCUUAGAUGAUGUACAGUCUGAUGUUAGACUGUGGUUAAAAACAAAAAUGGCAUACUGUAAAAGUAAUGAGCUGUUGCCAUGUUUAAAGGCUUGGAACAGGGUACUGAAUGUUGUUGUACCUCAAGGCUUUAUCAAAGAUGAAUUUGUCAAAUUUAUAUCUGAAUGUCUCCAUGAGGCAUUGCAAUUUAAGAGGCAGUAUGAGGAAGAACUUGUCAGAGUUUACUGUCAAAAUCAAGACUUGUUUUGUAGUGCAAUGCUUGAUGUACUCAGCAAAUAUGUUUUCGAGGCUGUAGUUAGAUUGAAUGAUGAUAUAAAAUAUGAAAAAUGGAAGGAAGACCAGCUAAGAAACUUUGGACAACUUUUGUCAUUAGUGUUUGAAAAAAGUGCAGCCAGUGAUUGUUUAAAAAACCCUUCAUUCAGCCUUCAGUUUAUAUUGAAUUGGAGACCUUUUCCAAUAUAUGUAAAAAUGUGCAAAAACAACAUACACUCUUCUUUCCUUAGUGCAACAAGUGUUUCAAUGAUGAAAAGUUUGAGGGAUUGCAUAGAAAAUCUUGUUAAGGAAAUUUUUGACCAAUCAGUAUCUAUUGCAAAUCUAUGCAUAAUUCAAGAAAAACAGGAAAGGUUUACCAGCAUUGUGAAGGAUAUUCCCGAAUUAGAAGACAAAGGUUUAAAAAGAGAGAUUGAGCUAAGAAUUGCAGAAUUGAAUGCAUACAAUGAAUGUUUAAAGAACUUGAAGCAGUUCAUAGAUAUCUGUUAUAGAUGUGAUGGAAACAUUACAGUAUUAGAAGAACAAACUAGGAAGUUUCAAGAAUUAGAUAAAGUGUCUCUGAAAGAUAUAUCUGACAAAGGAGAGGUACCAAAAGACAUGAAGAAAUAUAAACCUAAGGUAAUAGCAUUUGAAAUUGAAAGUGAUGUUUUAGAAGUACUACCUGAAGUCAUUAGAUGUUCCAGUGGGAAUUUGUUCAUAAGAAUAUGGGAUAAACUUGCUACAGAUUUUCGAAGGACUGUGAAACGUGCCUUGGAGAUUGGUGAAAUAAUGGAUCAUGUUUGGCAUCCAGCUUAUAGAGAAUGGAAAGGUUUACACCAACGACUGAAAUCUGGUGAAAUUUACUUUAAGGAAUUUGAUACUAUUUGUGGAGGAAUGGACCCAGAGACUUUGAAAAAAGAAUUUCUCAUUCUUGAAGAAGGUAAAAAACAAUCUUGGAUAAAGGAAAGAACUGAGCAAAUGACCAGAUACAAAAAUUUACAGAAUUGUUUGGAUGGAGCUUCUAUUAUAAUGGAGGUUGUGGAAGAAUUCGAACUUGAAGGAGACUUUCAGCCAAUUAGACAAAUUAUGCAAAUGACAAAGGGAAAAGAUACCAAGAUGAACAAGCUGAAGCAGUCAUACCUGAAAACUUGCUCAGUGCUAAGUGAUAUAAGUGAAAGAAAAGUCAACUGUCUACAGAAGUUCAUGGAAAGUAAAAAACUGGUGAAUUGGUUAAGGGAAAAAAUGUCUGGUUUACAAGAAUUGAAAACCUUUGUGGACUUAGCCUAUAUAUCCACUGGUGAUCAAGGAUUAGAAAUAGCAAAAGUCAGAUGUUUGCAGUCAGCAGCCAUUGGAUAUGCCCCUCUGAUUUUCAACUUAAAGACGUACUGCAGUUAUAAAGAUUUCUUGGAAAGAUGUGAAGAAGUUUGGAAAGCUUUAGAUUCUAAUCAGAAUCUUCCCAGUGAACUUCUUGAUACAUGUCAUGAAUUAGAAUGGUUGAAAAUUGUGGACGAAUCCCAAGGAUCUGUGGAAGUUACCUCCCUUGUGCAAGCUGAAUCUAUCAACUUAAAUGGCACAUAUCAUAUUGGAUUUGACAAGACAGGAGAUGCAAUUCAAAGAAAAGGACAGAAUCAGCUGCAAUUAUCUGAUGUACUAGAAUUAAGAGUGACAGAGAAAAAGGAAGGAAAGACACUUAAACGAGAGUACAACUAUGAAAAGUUACAUGAUCUACAGUCAAGACUGAUGUUAGUAGCUGGUAAAGCUGAGAUGGGAAAAGAUGAUGUGGACAGAUUUAUUUUGAUUUUGGAUUCAGUGGUCAGAUUAUGUAAUGUAUACAUCAAGCUGUUGUCCUCAGGCUGUGUACUGUUUUCAAAGUUCAAAGUCAAAUUUAGAUGUGACCCAGGAAGUGUUGCAUGUGCUUUUGUCAGUUUUGGUGAAGGGGAUGUCAAACGCACCAUUAGAGGAAAAACAGAUGCAGUGAACAAAGAUGUCAGCUUUUUCAUACCAAAAAUUGCUAAGUUUUUAGAGCAGUGCCAUGAAAGAUGGUUGGAAUUUAUUGACCUGAAAAGGGAAGACUAUUAUAUUUUAAAUUACUUUAGUAUAGAACAAAUGGUGAUUCUUCAACAGGAACUUGUGAAAAUAGGCUUUGAAGGUGAACCAUCAAAUCUGAUUUAUCCUUUGCUGUCUAAUAUAAAACAUGAAUGUACAAGAGAUGACCUUAUUGAGGCAAUGAAGGAGGCACAAGAUGAAUUGGAAGACAUGGAUAUAGAUGAAGCUGAGGAGUUUGAGGAAGAGGUUUCUAUGGAGGAGGAGGACAAUGAGGCAGUUACAGGGAGGUUUAUACUACAGCUGAUGGAAGCUGGAUAUUCUGAAGGUCUUGCAAGGGAGGCACUGAAAACUGUUGCUCCAGAUCAGAUUGAUGAAGGUAUAGCAUGGUGUAUAGAGCAUGAUGAAGAAGCCAUUGAAUUUGAGACAUCAGCAACAGAUGGAAAAUCAGAACAAAACGAGGAUAAAACAUUCAGUGGCUGGAGCACUGGAAAUGAUUCAUUGGCUACAGUUAGAACAAGGCUAUUGGAAACUAUUGGUGUUGGUGCUACUCAAGGACUAGAUAGUUCAGUAGAUGUAUUGAUAGAAAACCUAGAGAAAUUAUGGGAAAAUUUUGUUGGAUCAAUAUCCUCUAGUGUGUCAGACUAUCUCAGUGUAGAACAUCUAGCUCUUAUUUUGAGAAAAGUUGCAGAUAAAGAAACCAUGUCUGUUGAAAGAUCCUUCGCAGUAUGUGGUUGUAAAGAAGGAAUUGCUAAUUUGAUUGUCUGUUCACAAAGUGAGAUGUACAACACAGUAUUAACCCUGUACAGUACAGAAGAUGAUUCUCCAUUACCACUGUCAGAUGAAGUCUUACUCUGUACACCGAAUACAAGUCUUGAUAUGCUUGAAAUAUUCUGGAGAAGAUCAUUAUUUGGAGAUAGUGGUAAAAUAUAUUGUUUAGUUUAUGCAGAUCUACUAGAUUAUGAAGUGAGUGACAAAGGAGAGAAAUUACUUGAGAAGCACAUGAAAAAUGCACAAAAUAGAGCGAUACAGUUCAAGUUAGUGGUGGUUUGCAGUCGAGAGAAUGAAUACAAAUCCAGAAUGGUAGCAGCAUUAGACAAAUAUCGUAGACCACAAAUGUCAUUUGGUGGAGAAAAACAUGUAAAGACUUAUCUAUCUAAAAGAUUUCUGGUAGAUAAGCCAAUCAGUGGGAUAGAAACUGCAUCAUCUGUUGAUUUUGAUAGAUCAAGUGUUCGUGUGGUAAAAUCAUGGAGAGCUGGAGUGGGUAAAAGUUUGUUCAAGAGAAACAUGGUUACUGCUUUAAAGGAGAAUCAACUUAAUGUAAAUGCUGACGAGGAUAAACAUGCUGCAGUGUCCAUACCACUAUAUGACAGAACUAUAGUUGUUGAUGAAGUAUUGGAGGUCUUACUGGAACAUACCAACCCUCCACACAUCAGAAAACCUAGGAUAUUCCAUUUUGAUAUUUCUCAUGAGGUACAAGAGGGUGUAGAUGCUUUCCUGUUCCAGUUGUUAGUGUUGGGAUGUCUGAGUCAUACUUCAGGAAACGUAUGGCGUAGAUCUGAUAUGGACUAUUACAUUAUAGAGUCGAUGCCUCUUCUAGCAAGGGAUUCAGAUACACAGGUUGGAAAGUUAAAAUGUAUGCACCGUUGUUUAGACAUCUUUCCAGAUGUUUUAUGCAGGUCACCAAAAGAAAGCCUUGAUAUUUUUUAUGAGAAUUUUCCUGAUGGUAAUGAAACUGAUUUGAUUUUUGAUGAGACUGAGUAUUCUAGUGAGAUCUUCCAGAGACCCUAUCAGUAUCUCAGUCGUUUAGAUGGAAAUGAAGCUCUGACUAACAUUGAUCCUGAAGAACCAGAGGGAGACAGAGAAAACUGCUUACAGAUAUUACUAAGACAUUGUGGUGUGAAGGAUCCCUCAUGGUCAGAAUUGUAUCAUUUUGUCAGUUUUCUAAACAGACAGUUACAGGACUUUGAAACAUCAUCUUUCUGUAGUCCCCUUGUUCUACAAGAUCUUUCUGGAUUCCCAUCAUUUGUAUUGAAAUUUUUGAUACAAAUGUCUAGGGACUUUGCUACCAGAUCUCUACAGAUAAGUGAGGAGUCGCCAAUUGACAUGUUGAAGCGUCAGUUACUAGAUGAUGAGGAGGAUGAGGAAGACAUUGAGGAGCUUUAUGAAAUGAGAAGGAAAUGGGAAUCAAGCCCACAUCCAUACUUGUUUUUCAACCCAGAUCACCAUACCAUGACAUUUCUAGGAUUUAAUAUUGAGAAAGCAACUGGAAACCUUGUUGAUGAUCAAACUGGAGAAAGUUUGGAAGAUAAAAUUAUGGAACCAACACUAGACAACAGACAACGUACCUUGUUUAAUGGACUCAAUUCACAGCCUGGUGUCAAUUUGUCAGAAAACUUUGAUAAGUUAUCCAGAGGUGAAAAGAUAGAAAAACUGUGCCAAGUGAUGGGAAUAGAGUUCCCACAUGAUCCAGAUGACACUUAUGAAUUAACAACAGACAAUGUCAAAAAGAUUCUGGCCAUCUACAUGAGAUUCAGAUGUGAUAUACCGGUGAUUAUCAUGGGAGAAACAGGAUGUGGAAAAACCAGACUGAUCAAGUUUAUGUGUUCUCUACAACUCCUGCCUGAUGAACCUGUGGAGAACAUGAUUAUCAUGAAGGUACAUGGAGGAACAACAACAAAAGACAUUAUAAAAAAAGUGAGGAAGGCAGAAGAAAUUGCUAUGGAAAAUGCAGAGAAUCAUCCCAAUAUGUUUACUGUUCUGUUCUUUGAUGAAGCCAAUACUACUGAGGCUAUAGGUGUCAUCAAAGAGAUCAUGUGUGACAAAUCUCUUGGAGGAAAUCCAAUACAGAUACAUAAAAGACUAAAAAUCAUUGCUGCUUGUAAUCCUUAUAGAAAACACAAAGAGGAAUUGAUUAAAAAAUUAGAAAAGGCAGGACUUGGCUACCAUGUGGAUGCAGACAAAACAACUGAUAGGUUAGGACGGGUACCAAUGAGAAGAUUAGUAUAUCGAGUACAGCCACUCCCACAGAGUAUGCUACCGUUAGUCUGGGAUUUUGGACAGUUGAAUGCCAGUGUGGAAGAAAUGUACAUCAAACAGAUGGUUCGCAGAUAUGUAAAUGAAGGCAGACUACCUGAGAUAACAGAUUUAGCAGACGUCACCAGUAGAAUUCUUAGUGAAUGUCAAAAUUUCAUGAGAAUGCAGGAGGAUGAAUGUAGUUUUGUGAGCCUGAGAGAUGUUGAGAGAGUGUUAGAAGUGAUGACAUGGUUCUAUAGACAGACAGAAGAAGGAGGGAUACUGUAUGACGAGGAUGCUGAUCAUGAUGAGGAUUUUGAGAAAAUUGAGAUAACCAGGGCUCUUAUUUUAGCACUGGGUGUUUGCUACCAAGCUUGUUUACAAAAAAGACAGGAUUUCAGAGAUAUGAUUGCUGAUUAUUUUGAAGAACCUUAUCAACUUUUAAAUGAAGACCAACUUGAAACAGAGCUAAUAAGGUGCCAAGACAAAUUCUUAGAUAGUGUGAAACUAGCAGACAAUAUAGCCAGGAACCAAGCUCUGAAAGAGAAUGUGUUUAUGAUGAUAGUUUGUAUUGAGCUUAGAAUUCCUCUGUUUUUGGUUGGAAAACCUGGUAGUUCUAAGUCUCUAGCAAAGACAAUUGUAGCAGAUGCUAUGCAGGGUGACACAGCUCGUAGUGAGUUGUUUAAAAAGUACAAACAAGUCCAGAUGGUAUCCUUUCAAUGUAGUCCUUUAUCUACACCUGAUGGUAUCUUGGGAACAUUCAGACAAUGUGCAGAGUUUCAGAGAAGGAAAGAUUUAGACAGAUUUGUUUCUGUGGUAGUUUUGGAUGAGAUUGGAUUAGCCGAAGAUUCUCCCAGAAUGCCUCUAAAGACUCUGCACCCUUUGUUGGAAGAUGGGUGUUGUGGAGAUGACGACCUUGAAGAACCUGAAUUGAAACAGGUAGCUUUUAUUGGUAUAUCCAAUUGGGCUUUAGAUCCAGCUAAAAUGAAUAGAGGGAUAUUUGUACAAAGAGAAGUUCCAGAUGAGGGAGAACUGAUUAACAGUGCAAGAGGAAUUUGCAGGACAUCAAAAGAUAAAGAAAGAAUUCUGAAAUUGAUAGACAAUCUCAUUCCAUCCUUAUCAAGGGCCUAUUCUGAGCUAUUUUCUGAGUUAGAAAAAUCAAAACAGAGGGAAUUCUUUGGUUUAAGAGAUUUCUAUAGCUUGAUAAAAAUGGUGUAUGCCUUUGCUGCCAGAACAGAUCAUAAGCCUACAUGGUUUCAGUUAAAACAUGCUAUCAUGAGAAACUUUGGAGGAUUAGAGAAUAUUAACUCUGUUGACAUAUUCCAUCAGUGUUUAAAGGACUCCACAGUUGGAUUGAAUGAUAGAAGGCAGGAUGGUGAUCCAGAUUGUUCGCCUGGAGGAAUGAUCAAAGCCUGUUUGGACGGUGACAGCACACUUACAGGUGAGACCAGAUACCUGUUAUUAUUAACUGAAAAUUAUGGAGAUUUAGCUAUUUUACAACAGAAGAUAUUGAUGAUGCAUAAUGCUCAGGUGAUAUUUGGAAGUAGUUUCCCCAGUGACCAGGAAUAUACACAGGUGUGUAGAAACAUCAACCGCAUCAAGGUCUGUAUGGAAACAGGAAGUACUGUUAUACUACUAAAUCUAGAAAACUUGUAUGAAAGUUUGUAUGAUGCACUGAAUCAGUAUUAUGUCCAUUAUGGUGGAGAGAGAUAUGUGGACCUUGGCCUUGGAAGUCAUAGAGUUAAAUGUAAAGUCCAUAAAGAAUUCAGAUUGAUAGUUGUAGCCGAGAAAGAGCUGGUAUACAAGAAGUUUCCAAUUCCUCUGAUCAACCGUCUAGAGAAACAUGUGCUCUCUUUAAGUACAAUGCUGUCUGAGGCACAACUUGAGUUAGCUAACAAACUAGAAGACUGGGUCAUAGAUUUCUGUCAUGUGGAAACACCUUUACAUUUAAUGCAAAGGGACAGAAAGAAAGAGAGAAGAAUUGGGGAAGUUUUUAUGGGUUUCCAUGCAGACACAUGUGCAGCCAUUAUCAUGCAGUUGUUUGAAGACAAAAAAUGUCCUUAUGACGAUUUUGAACAAAGCAUUUGUCAAGAGAUUUUACUUGAUGCAAAGACUACACUUCUUUGGUGUGCAGCUCCCGAUGCUGUGAUGAGACUAAAGUCAACAAAACUCAGAGAUAGGAAAGAUGAGAUGAUGCAGAUUUACUUUCAGCAUCAACAACAUGACAGCCUCUUACAGUACCUGUGUCACCAAGUUAUAGAUGAGAAGAAAGCUAAUCUAUUUGCUCAGGUGACAACACAUUCUAAGUUACUGUCAACACCAGAUUUGGAAGAUUUAUGUCAGGUCCUACCAAUAGACAGACAGAACAUGACAUUACUGACUCUACAGUCAUUUGAUACUGAACAACAAUUUUGUAGGCAAAUAAGAUUUUCAUUGGAAAAGAAUAUGACCAUCGACAGCUUACUUAUUGUCCAGUGUGACUGUGGUGACCAGAAUGCUGAUUUGAUAGCUUGUGCUAGAUAUAGUAUACAAGGGGAGCUACAACAGAUUAUAGAAAAACAUUCAGGAAAUAUUCAUGUUGUCUUGAUUGUACAACUUCCAAGAGUAGCUGGAAGCAAUUUUACUGGCUUUCAGUGUGGUUUAUGGCAUUCCUUGCAUAUUGACGAUCUGCGUCCUCCACCUGAUAAAAUGCCGUCCUUUGUUGAAAUGUACAAUAAGCCAGUGAGUGCUUUCUUUGAUGUAUAUAAAGACAUGACACUACCAACUGAAGAUGUGGAGAUGGAUGCAGAAAAAGAUGGGGAACCAGAUAUGGAUGUAGAAUCUCCACCUGAAAAAUUGAAAAAAAAAGAACAAAUAGACAUUCUGUCACUGAUUAUGAACUGUGUUCAUUCAGCUCUGUCUAUGGUCAAAGAUCCUGAAAAAGAUUCACCAAGAACAACUGAAAGAAUUAGAAUGGUUCUUAAUUUAAUUCAAAAUAGCCAUGAACAGGAAGGAAAUACAUUUUUGAGUGGAAUAGCAGUCCAUUUACAAUGUUUACUAAAAGAGAAAGAGGACCAGGAAAGUGAGCUACACAAGGAAUGGCUGUCUACAGAGGCAUCAAACCCAGAUCAUAUCAACAGUGCUGGAACUUUUAGGGGAGCAGCAAUACAGUGUUUAGAAGAGAAAUUAGCCAGUUUACUAGCCGGCAUAAUUGCUUUUAUAGAUAAGAACUGCAAUAUGAAUAUUGUUAUGAGUGAACAAGCUCAUUAUUGGCAGAGAUUUGUUUGGCUAGAAAUUCUCAAUUGUCCACACGUAACACAGUUACAUUACAUACACUCACUUUCACUUCCACACCAAAUAAUGGCUGAACAUAUUGUGCAGGGUACAGCUUAUGAAGGUGGAGGAUUCUUAGCUGGAAUGCCAUUUUCAUGGCUGAUAUACAGGCAGAUUGAGGAAAUUAUGAAGACCACUUUUGAAGAACCAGGCAUCCAUGAAAACCAUGGCAUACUUGAACUGGUGAUAAAAACAGCCAGGAUAUUGGAAUCCACUCCACUGGGUAAAAUUCUGUCUCAAUUAGAAGGAACUAGCAUUCAAGAGGUCAUUCGUUGUUACAUCAAAGAUUUUGUACACAUGGCUUAUCCUGUUAAAUCAGAACUAGAGCAAUUGAAUAUCUGUGAGAACAUUAUGGUUGGAUGUAGACAGAUCAUUCAAGGAGAAGCUGGACGUUUAUUUCCAGCACUUGUUGGUUGCCAUACGGCUUUUCAUCACCACAGAGCUCGCUUCAGAAAUUUCUCCGACAUCAUCCAUGUUUGGCCUGAAUGCUGUGAAAAAGUUACAAAGUUUCAAGAACAGGCAGACCAAGAAAUGUUGUAUCUUGUUACUGCAGAGGAAAUUACUUUAGAUUUAAUGGGCUUACAUCUACUUCUGAAGAACCUUGAACCACCUUCAAAGGAGGCUUUAAACAAACCAAGCAGUAGAAAACAGUGGAUCAGAGUCCUUUGUGAUUACAGACCCAUUGUAGAGAGGAUCUUUGGAUUCUUCAGAGAAAAUGAACAGGGGCAUGAUUUUUCUCCAAGAUGUACACAGGCUAUACUUACAGCAAGAUAUCUAUGGACCAGAGCUACAGUGCUGAAGUUAUUUAUAGAACAUGUUUGUACAGAGGAUUCAGAAGUUAAGAGAUGUAUGCCACUCUGGGUUAUGCUGAAGACAAAAGCUGAUAUGAAAACAUUAGAAUCCCUUGAAAAAGUAGAGAGGUUCUUGAAGUCCUGCAACAAAGAAGUUAGUUCUAAAAUUUUUGGUCAGCAGAAGUGUGUCUAUUGUGAUGAACCAUAUACAGGGGCACAAGAAACACAACCAAGUCCACCAGUAACACUACCAUGUAAUCAUACUAUAUGUAGAAGAUGUUUUGAUGAGACUAUCACAUUGCCAGAUGUAAAAUGUCCAACUUGUGAUCAAUCAUUUCUGAAAGAUUUUCAACCUGUUGCAGCUGAUCAGAGCGAAAAUGUUCUAGCAUACCAGGAUUUCAGAAGACGAUGUAACAGUUUCUUUAUGGAAGUUGUUUCCCAGUUAUGUUUUGCCGAAGGAACCCCGCCAUCAAAUGAAAUAGUAAACAAACUACUGUCCUACAUUACUGUACAAACAAAGAAAGGUCAAGAGGUCACUAAGCAACUGACAAUUUUCAAUGAUUGUAUUGAUUCUACUCCAGUUGUUCGUUCAUUUCUGUUACAACAUUUGAUGAGAACAAGUGGUCCAGACGUGCACCAACACUUGGAGACUUAUUUCAGAAAUGCUUUAAGAUUAGUUGAUCCCACUACCAGUGAACAAUCGCAUAGUGUGUGUUAUCUUGUACUGCAGUGUAUGGAGGAUUCUUAUCAUCAACGUUACUCUGAAGAAAACAGAGAACUAAUUCAAGCAGCAACAGAAAUGUUGAGGAAUUCCUGUAGAAAGAUACAAUUAGAUGCUGAUCAUCUGCUAGAAAACAUGGAACACUUAUCCCAAACAAGAUUCUCUCUUAGUAUGGCAGCUAACUUAAUGUAUAAAGCAUUCAUAGAAAAGACUGUCAAGUCAGACACAAGGUUGAGAAGACUUUUUGAGGCAGUAGGAAAACUUAUUGAAGAAUGUGGAUCAAACUGGCCUAGACGUUACUUUAUAAAGUACCUAUGUAGAUGUUAUGGCACUGACUGUUACCAGACUGUUCGUACAGAUUGUGAUAUGGCAAUGAAAAGAUGGAUUAACUUACCAGAACUUCAGAAUGAUAAGAAAGAAGAAUGUCAAGACAGAUUUAUUGUUUGUGGAGACGGCUAUACACAAAUGAGAGAAGCUUUUGUUCAGGCAGCAUUAAAUGAGGAUGCUAAGAAGAUAGUUAAUUUAUUACAGACUAAGAAGAACAAAUGGAAAACAGAAAUAAGAUUUCUGUUGGUGAUCUAUAGAGAGUUUACUAUGAACUUCUUGUAUGAGGAGGCACAACAGCAAUUCUCACAGAAAGUCAAGCAGUUUCUGCAAAGAACAUUAAUGAAUUGUAAUAAGAUACAAGACAAGGAACUGAUCAGAGAUCUACUGACAAAUAGUGUAUGGAGACAUGACACUGAAAGAAAUAUUUCUCCAGCUUUAGACCUUGGACAGCAAGGAUUAUGUUGCCUGUUGCUGCAUUGUAUGAUUCUGUUCAAAGGAAUACCAGGAAAGCAAACAUGGUUAUCUCCCCUGAUCAACAUAGUCAACAAUCCAGAACUCAUGAUGGAAUCUUACUUUCCUACAAUGCCUCAGGAUGAUUUGGAUCUGAUUACAGAAGCAAUGUUGGCCUCUAGACCAGAUGACGGCAGUGAAAAUCCAGUGUUUCACAGAUGUCCAAAUGGUCAUCUGUAUGUUAUUGGUGAUUGUGGAAGGCCAACAGUUAUAGCCAGAUGUAAAGCACAGAACUGUGGACUUGAAAUUGGAGGACAAGCACAUGUGCUCAUAGCUGGAAAUAUCAAGGAUCAAGGAGUUGACACUACAGAUACUGGACACAUAUUAGGAAGGGCCAACUAUAGAAAUGUAGUCCCAUUUCCUGAAAGAAGUCUCAAACCUGCAAAUUGUGCAAUUAUGAAGUUACUGUUGCACAUGGCAAUGUAUAUUGGUGCAAAUAACAAUGCACAGGCCAUCUGCAGAUCCAUCAAGCCAGAUAUAGAGCAGAAUGAUGUACCUUCAUAUCUACUAAGUCAUAUACAGAAAGAUCUGAGAUCAAUAUCUACAGUUCUUGGGAGGAGUGUAGAAAAUGUGUUGGUUCUGAUACAUUUUUUAUUAGCAGAAAUUAUGAACAAUCACACCCAAGCUAGAAUUGGUGAGAGAGCAGAAGAUGGCAUUUGUUUACUGAAGGAUAAACGAUCAAGAGAAACCUGGGAAGACAACUUUAAUAAAAGAUAUAUUGCACCUAUUCUUGAGAAAAGUGAAGAAAUAUUGAUCACUGUUAAUAACAAAAUCGUCAACGAUAAAAGAUUAGGAUCUGAUCCUUUGCUACAACUGUUAUAUGAAACUGAUAAACCAGCAGAAGUUUUAGGAUCUGAUUAUUUAUCAGAAAAUCCUUCCGUAUGGCAGUUCAGAGAUCGUAUAUCAGUUGAUCAUUUAAUGCAGACAUUUACAAAGUCUCAACAAAACUGUCCAGUCCUACAGCAGUUCUUAGAUGAGGAACACUUCCUAAGAGCUUUAAGAUUUGUACCUGGUAUAAUUAGACUACAGAAAAUGUUGAUACAGAAAUACAGCAGGCGACUAGAUAGAACAGAGGCAUUAGGACUUACAAUGGAUAAAGUUCUCAUGGAGUUUCAAGAUACCAGAUCAUCUGAAAUUAUGUCUUGUUGGAAUGAUUUCAAACAAGCUUGGGAGAAUGUCCAACAGUCUUUGGAAGGAUAUGGAUUUCCUGUAAACGGUAACUUUGUUUACCUGUCUAAAGAGAAUUGUCGUAGAAGAAUGGAGGAGAGAACACAGAUAGCUUAUGUUUUACCAUCUGAGAGAGACACUGGACUAUGUUCAUAUGCCCUGCUGUUCUUUUUACUGGAGAAGCAGAACUUGUUCUUACAGAAAUACUGUCAACAUAGUAAAACUAAAUAUGACAGUCUCCCAAAGGUCAGUGUAAAAGACCUAUCAGCAGCACACUUGAUCAGUUAUCACCCAGACAGAGAUUUACUUCCCAUGGUGUUAGCUAAUUGUAACUACUCCUUUGAAGUAGUUCAGGGAACCAAAGUGGAAUAUAACUUUACUAAUCUGGAGAGACAGUUAAUGGACAGAUUUCUAUUUACAAAGUCUGUUAUCCUGCUGAAGGAGAUUAGUACAGUAGUGUACAGAUCAGAAACUACCAAUGCUGUAGUAUUUAUACAUCUCAGAGACAGAAUUAAACAGGAAAGAAUCAGUGCCUCUGUACUUAGCCUGAUUCAGAUUGACCUUAACCAGAAGACUUUUCCAGAAUUAUGUGAUAGUAUAGACAAACUAGACAUAGCUAUCAGUUUUAUGAAGUCAGUUGGUUGUGACCCAGAGAGUCUUUUGAGUGACUUCAUGAUCAACAUAUUGAAGAUUGAUGACUCUUUGGUUAGCCAGAAGGCACAACAGUCCUGUAAAUGUAAACAUAUACAAUGUUUGUGGAUGACAUUGGCACUGGAGAAAACAAAACGUCUAGAAAACAAUAACAAGGAGUCAUUUGAUAAUAUUUCCUCAGCUUUCAAACAAAAACCCUCUGAAGAACAAAAUGAUGCUUUAUAUGAAAUCUUGGACAUCUUACAAGUAGAACAGCUAGAAAAUUUGUCACAGAUGAUCUUUGACUGCAUUCUGCUAACUAUUGAUAUGCCUCAGAAAGAUGAGGAGUCUGUGGACAUGUCCAAGGUUGGAUUGAAAGAAGCAGUUGAAUCUUAUCUGUAUGAUCCCCCGUAUGUAAAUGAAGCUCUGACACCCGACUGGAUUCAAAGAUUUGUUACUGCUCUACCUAUUGAUGGAGAUUCUCGUCUACUUUGCUGUCAUGGGGUAGAAACAUGGAUGAUAAUUAAUGAAAUAUUUUCUGACAAAAAGGAACAGAUGUUAUAGAUAAUAGAUGUGCAUCUAUAAAAAAGACCUACAAGUUUGUGUGAUUUCACAAUAUUGACUUUUUUGUUUAUGGUUGAAAAUUUCAAAGAGUAAUUUAUUUAUUCUUAGUUUGCAAAUUGAAUACAAUGAGCAUUGAAAUUGUUCAGGAAAGAAAAUGAUUUGUUUUUAAAUGAAAAAUGUGAUUACAAUAGGGGUCUUACUAAUAUACUGUGAGAUUGUUCAUUGUAUACAAAAAAAUAUUGUUAAAUACCCUAAUUUAAUCCUAGAGUAAAUGCCCUUUAAUAGAUGAUUUUUAUGCCCUCACUACUAAGCGUUGGGGGCAUUAAGUGUUACCCUUGUCCGUCCGUCCCGACCGCAAUGCUUAUUACCACAAAACACAGAUCAAGAUCGAAAUUGGGUGGCAUCACUUUUACCGUUCAUGAGUUAUGCCCCUUUAUAAACAUAAAAAUUGCUGAAUUUUUUGUUUCCUUUCUCUAACUUUAGUUUGCCUCAACCAAAUGUUAUAAAACAUAUACACAAUGCUUAUUACCACAAAACACAGAUUAAGUUUGAAAUUGGGUGGAGUCACUUUUACCAUUCUUGAGUUAUGCCUUUUAAACUACGAAAGUACCAUUAGAAUUGGUAGCAAUAUGGUUGGUUGUUUGUUUGAUAAGGUAUACAGUGAUUAUUUGUCUUGUAGUGUGAUUUAUUACCUUUUUAUUAGUUGCGGUUGUAGGGCUAGAAUUAAAAGAAUAUUUAACCAAUCAGUUUUAUUAUAGCCUUCAUACUUAAAUGCUUGUUGUUAAGGUUGUCUAUGAAAUCAGUGUUACAUUUGUUUGCAUUUUGAGAAAAAGAAAUCUAGAAAUAGUAAUAUAAAAAUUAAGCAGAAAAUAUAUUUUGAAAUUUUUUAUUAGGCACCAGUUCACAUUUAUCAAUGAAAGGUAUUUAUAGUUUAAUUUUUGAUAUAAAUACUUUUCUACAUGCAAACAUUGUGUUAUGGUUUAUAUAUUUAUAUUAUAUGCAGCACAUUCUGCAUUGACACCAAGUUCAUUUCCUUUUUUGGAAUAAAGAUGUAUGUUAUGCAUAUUUUGAUAAACCUAUUGUAUUGUAUGUAAUAAGUGAUGAUUUAUUUUUAAUCAAAUUGUUUGUUAAGUAAAGUAGAUGGUAUGCUUUUCAUGCCAUCUUAUUUGGGAAAAACAAAGGAGUAAGCCCGGUAAGACCUUUUUGGCCCUAUAUACACAAUUACUGCAAUCUUCACAAUUUUAGCAUGUGUGCUAAUUUUUAGAAAGUUUUUGUCUAAAAUCGAAUUGGCCCCUCUUGUGUUCUGUCCUAAUAUUUAAAUAUAUAUGUUGUAUUGGAUGAUAAUACAUAAUAUAUAUAAAGGUUGAGACUGAACAUGAAUGGGGCCACUUACAUUUUAGACAAUAACCAUCUGAAAAGUGACGUUGUAUGUCAUAUUUGAUAGAUUUUUCAUAUUUUAGCUUGAAUUUGAGCAUCUUUAAUGACCAAAUCAGUUCAAAUCUUUAACAUCGACCGAAGUAGACACUUAAGUGUAAAAGAAAAGGUCAAAAACAUUUCAUCAGAUGUACUUCAAAUUUCAGGUCAAAAUUAGACCUUACCGGACCUUCUCCUUUAUAGUGUUAAAAGAUUGUUUAUACUAGAGUCUUUCAAGACAGCUGAAUUGAAGAUCAUGUAACUUUGUCAGGUAAUGUUGAUCUAUUUUGUGUAUGCGUUCAUGCAUGUUACUUGUUUGAAGCAUGUUACGUAAGUGAUAAACUCAGAUCUACAAUGCAUCAUGCAUACUUUUUUAUUUUUGUGAUUUUGAAAGCAUCAAUCAUUGGUUUGUGAUACACAUUAUUCAUCAGUAUUAUUUGUUAUUUGAUUGCAGUUAAUUACAGGAUGUAUAUUUAUCUUUUUGUUUGAUGUAUAUUGUUGUUUUUUUGUUUUUUUUGUUGUUUAUUUAGUUUUUUUUUUAUUCAUCAGUUAUUAUUAAUUAUGAAAUCCUUAUUCUUGUUUUAUCAAUAAGUUUUAAUACCAGUUCAUACAUUUUUGUAUAUCUUCUUUUAUUAAAAUGUGUCCCUAUGA
This is a messenger RNA of Mytilus californianus (California mussel), 15601 nucleotides long. Its product is annotated as E3 ubiquitin-protein ligase rnf213-alpha-like. Lineage: Eukaryota; Metazoa; Mollusca; Bivalvia; Mytilida; Mytilidae. The transcript has 81 exons. The record is from RefSeq and is a predicted model, not a curated record. The coding region runs from base 5 to 13537 and encodes 4510 amino acids. Gene Ontology annotation, molecular function: ATP hydrolysis activity; ubiquitin-protein transferase activity.